Molecule: messenger RNA, 848 nt
Organism: Arabidopsis lyrata subsp. lyrata
Lineage: Eukaryota; Viridiplantae; Streptophyta; Magnoliopsida; Brassicales; Brassicaceae
Exons: 3
Coding region: 50-676 (208 amino acids)
Biological process (GO): regulation of gene expression
Cellular component (GO): peroxisome
Molecular function (GO): RNA nuclease activity
Source: RefSeq, a predicted model, not a curated record
UUGGUUUGUUUUUGAGAAUUUUUGCGCUCGCCGUUGAAACUCUGAAACCAUGUCUUCCAACGAAGACGACAUGUCUCACGUGUAUUAUCCUUACUGGGCCGAUAUAUACGCCAAGGGUAACACAGGUGUGUUCUGGGACGUGGUGGAUUUUCCAAUCCCUGAAUGUGAUCCUGAUAUGAUCUCUAAGAAGAUAAAAUCAGCUCUUGAGGAUAAGGGUUGUUAUAAUGGUCCUGUCUCAAUCCGGUUGUACCAAGAUGAGAAAAACAUCAUCCCAACGAAGAAACAAGAAUUGAUUGACAAAUAUGAGGCUGCCGGAAUCAGUAUCAAUUUCGUACCCGAAGUUGCCGAGGCGUAUAUUCAUGCGAGAGUUCAUAAGAUGUUAGUGGACAUUCUUUUCUGGGCACUGGACAAUCCUGCACACUCCAAUUUGAUUGUACUCUCAAAAAACCUCAAAGACAACGAGACGGUCAGUAAUCUUCAGGCUUUACAUUGGUCAGGUACCAAUGUUCUCUUAGCCGAGUCUGUAUCUGAAGAUCUACCUUUUACUGAAAGCUCAGCUUGGCUUUGGAGUAGGCUUUGUGAAAGCCUAUCAUCAGAUGGAGCCGGAAGCUCACAAGAUACUACUGUUGCUGUUUACAAGCUAGAAAGCAAAUCUGAAGAGGAGGCUAGUGUUUAGGGUUUUAUGUUAUAAUGAUGCACUCUGUGAUUGAUUUAUCUUUGGUUUGAUCAUUUACGGGACUAAGAGUAAACGCAUGUAUGUGUCGUUUGUUAUUCUGAUGCUGUUUAUAACUAUAUAUGUGAAGUGAUGAUAUGUGUAGUCAGUCUAGCUAGUUGAUUGCUCGAUGGCA